ACUUCCCAAGCGCUUAGUACAGUGCUCUGCACACAGUCAGCGCUCACUCAAUAGGAUUGAUUGAUUGGAAGAGGGGUCGGGAUCGUUGCCAUGGUGCCCUCGCUGGCCGUGGCCAUCGCCCUGCUGCUGCUGCUCGCCCUGCUCCUGCAGCUGUACCGCUUCGCCAGGGCCGACGGAGACCUCACCCUCAUGGGGGCCGAGAGACGCGGCCGCACACCCGAAUUGGAAUUGAUAAAUUCGGUGGUCUGGGUGACCGGUGCCUCCAGCGGGAUAGGAGAGGAACUGGCCUAUCAGCUGGCCCGACUGGGGUGUCCUCUGGUGCUGUCGGCAAGAAGAGAAAAUGAGCUGCAAAGAGUGAAGCAGAAGUGCCUGGAGAUCAGCAGUUUACAGGAGAAAGACAUCCUGGUCUUACCACUGGAUUUGGCCGACAGGAGCACCCACGAAGCUGCGACCAAACGCAUUCUCCAGGAAUUCGGGAAGAUCGACAUUUUGAUCAACAACGGUGGAAGGAGCCAGCGUUCCUUGUUCGUGGACACGAACCUGGAGGUCUACAGGGCCUUGAUGGAGCUGAACUUUCUGGGCUCGCUGUCCUUGACCAAGUGCGUCCUGCCUCACAUGAUGGAGAGGAACCAGGGGAAGAUCGUGAUGGUUUCCAGCCUUGUGGGCAUAACUGGGGGGCCCUUGACUUCGGGGUACGCGGCCAGCAAGCACGCUCUUAAUGGAUUUGUCCACAGUGUUGGAGCUGAACUUUUCGCGUAUCCAGGAAUUACAGUCUCCAGUGUAUGCCCUGGACCUGUGCAGUCCAAUAUUGUAAAAAAUGUCUUCACUGAGGAACUCUCAAAGCCAUUCGUCAGCACGGUGACCCAGGACAGCAAGAUGUCCACGGCCCGUUGCGCCCGGUUGAUUCUGGUCAGCGUCGCCAACAACCUGAAGGAGGUCUGGAUUGCUGAACACCCUUACCUGGACUUCUUCUACAUCUGGCAGUACAUGCCCACUUGGGGCUGGUGGCUAAUGAACUGGUUAAGCACCCGGAGAAUUCAGAAGUUCCAGAGUGGAGAGGAUGCAGACGGCUCGUAUUUUAUGCUGGCAAAGAAGAAGCGCACCUAAGGAAAGGCCUGCACCCUCCUCCUCGUGGUGGUGGUUGUGGAGAAGACCGAACUGGGGAAGUGCUCGUCCUCAGUGCAAACCUGUGCCUUAAUCAUUUCUGCUACAAAGCUUGUAGGAUGAUGGAAGAAGGGGGGCUGUGCUGCUAGAAGGUUGCCCGAUGCAUUAAAAGUUUGAAGUUUUUGAA
Molecule: messenger RNA, 1291 nt
Organism: Tachyglossus aculeatus (Australian echidna)
Lineage: Eukaryota; Metazoa; Chordata; Mammalia; Monotremata; Tachyglossidae
Gene: DHRS7
Product: dehydrogenase/reductase 7
Exons: 7
Coding region: 91-1107 (338 amino acids)
Molecular function (GO): oxidoreductase activity
Source: RefSeq, a predicted model, not a curated record